CUGGAACAAUAAGCAGCACGAGAGGCCAACCUACCGCCUUUAUCACUACAUAUUUACAACACUGCUUGCCUGCUCACGUUCAGCUGCGCCCAUCUAGAGGAUAGACCGAGCAGAAACAAUACCGUUCCCUGCCAAAAACUGGAUAUCUUACAACGGAAGCAACGAUUAAUCCAUUCUGGAUUUACCAAACGCUACUGUUUCUGCAUGGAAAAAUCCCUCACUUGUGAAAACAUUGGUGCUUCUGUAGUGGAACGUAGACGACUUUUGGGGACAGCAUGUUCAACUUGAUCAAAAAAGACAAGGAGAAGGAUGGCGUUAGGAAGGAGAAGAAAGAAAAGAGAGACCGGAGGGAAAGAAUGUCUGCUGCUGAGCUCAGAAGCCUUGAUGAGAUGAGCAUGAGACGAGGCUUUUUCAACCUCAACCGGAGCUCAAAGCGUGACUCCAAAAACAAGCUGGAGAUCUCGAACCCAAUCCCUAUUAAAGUUGCCAGCAGCACCGAGCUCAAUCUAACCGACAUCGAGUCUGAUGGCCUUAGUAACCGCAGCAGCGUGGUUCUGGAUGCGGAUCAGCUCAGUGCCGCAAGCUCCAACGAUGACCUGAAGGGAGAGUAUGGCCAAGAUGUCCACCGGAGUUCUGUUAAGGAAAGGGCAGCUAGGUUUGGUUCCCUUGCCAUGCAGAACUCACAAAUGGGUUCGAUCAUGAAGCGCUUCUCUUUUUCUCAAAGGAAUAAAGAGGAGAGUCAAUCUGAUGGCUCUACACCCUCUGGGCAGAACUCAGCUGCCCCAUCUCCACAGGUUGAGUCUAAGGUCUUUGACCCCCAUCGUAAACAAAGCCUUCAACAGCAGCUGCCUCCUCCUCCUCCUCCUCCUGGGAAGAAGGUGCACAUUCCUGAGAUCGUGGAUAAGACGUUCCCUGCGGAUCUUCGCCUGCCUACCGUCGUGCCGCCGCAGACGCCCGAAGUUCGGGAGCUGGUGCUCCAAAGGCGGAACACUGGAGAUUUUGGGUUUUCUCUGCGGCGCACCACCAUGUUGGACCGUGGGACGGACGGAGGAGUGUAUCGGCGAGUGGUUCACUUUGCGGAGCCAGGUGCUGGCACUAAAGACCUUGCCCUUGGGCUGGUACCCGGAGACAGGCUGGUAGAGAUCAACGGGCGCAAUGUGGAAAACAAGAACAGGGAUGAGAUUGUGGAGAUGAUUCGGCAAUCAGGCGACACGGUUCAGCUGAAAGUACAGCCUAUCCUGGAACUCAGCGAGCUGAGCCGAUGUUGGCUGAGGAACACAGAAGGGUUGCGGCGGGAAGCUUUUGACCUGGAACCUGUGUCCAAUGCCUCUGCGUCGUCUCAGGUACAGAGCCCUUCUGGUGACACGUCUGCCCCCACCGCGCCCCUCCAUGGUCUGGCUGGAGUGUGCGCUCGUGUGGCCUGCUGGAGUGGGCAGGUGGAGGAGGAUCCUGUGGCAAUCCUAAAGGCAGACCAUUCUGCUGCCCAACCUAAGGUGAAGACAGAGGAGCAGAUAGCUGCGGAGCAGGCAUGGUAUGGCUCAGAGAAAGUGUGGCUGGUCCACAAGGAUGGAUUUUCUCUUGCCACAGUGCUGAAGACAGAGGCUGGCAGUCUACCGGAGGGGAAAGUGAAAAUCAAACUGGAGCAUGAUGGGACAGUACUGGAUGUGGAUGAGGAUGAUGUGGAAAAGGCAAACCCGCCAUCGUAUGACCGCUGCGAGGACUUGGCGACUCUUCUCUAUCUGAAUGAGUCCAGUGUAAUGCACUCGAUGAGGCAACGCUAUGGAGGAAACCUCAUCCAUACAUACGCAGGGCCCAACAUGGUCAUCAUUAACCCUAUCAGUGCUCCCUCGAUGUACUCCGAGAAGGUGAUGCACAUGUUUAAAGGUUGCCGGCGAGAGGACACGGCCCCUCACGUAUAUGCGGUGGCCCAGACGGCAUACAGAAACCUUCUGACCACACGGCAGGACCAGUCCAUCGUGCUGCUGGGAAAGAGCGGUAGCGGCAAAACCACAAACUGCCAGCAUCUAGUCCAGUACCUGGUGUCAAUCGCCGGCAGCACUGGAAAGAUCUUCACUGUUGAGAAAUGGCAAGCGGUGUACACGAUCUUAGAGGCUUUUGGAAACAGUGCCACCUCCAUGAAUACCAACGCCAGUCGUUUCUCGCAGAUCGUCUCGCUGGAUUUUGACCAGGCUGGUCAGGUGGCGUCUGCUUCCAUUCAGACUAUGCUGCUGGAGAAGUUGAGGGUGGUAAAGCGACCCGAGACCGAAUCAACAUUUAAUGUCUUUUACUACAUGAUGACUGGAGCAGACAGCACUUUAAGAACGGAGUUGCAUUUUAACCACUUUGCAGAGAACAGUGUUUUUGGUAUUGUGCCUCCAUCUAAGUCUGAGGACAAGCAGAGGUCAUCACAGCAGUUUACUAAACUGCAGGCAGCCAUGAAGGUUUUGGGCAUCUCCUCUGAGGAGCAGAAAGCUCUGUGGCUCAUUCUUGGGGCCAUAUACCAUCUUGGAGCUGCAGGGGCCACGAAAGCAGAGGCUGACGAAGCGGGCCGAAAGCAAUUUGCACGUCACGAAUGGGCCCAAAAGGCAGCUUACCUCUUGGGCUGCUCUCUGGAAGAGCUCUCAUCCGCUAUCUUUAAAUACCAGCCCAAAGGAUCCAUGCAGAGAUCAACCUCCUUUCGCCAGGGACCUGAUGAUGUUGGAGCAGGAGACAACUCUGCUCCGAAGAUCACGGCCCUGGAGUGUUUGGAGGCCAUGGCUGCUGGGCUGUACUCUGAGCUAUUUACACUAGUCAUCUCACUUGUUAACCGAGCUUUGAAGUCAAGUCAACACUCCUUGUGUUCUCUGCUUAUUGUCGACACACCGGGAUUCCAGAACCCAAAGUUAACCAAGCGUGACCGCGGCGCCACCUUCGAAGAGCUGUGCCAUAAUUACGCCCAGGAGCGACUCCAGACGCUUUUCCAUGAACGCACUUUUGUACAGGAGAUGGAGCGUUAUAAGGAGGAAAACAUAGAGCUUGCAUUAGAUGACAUAGAGUCCAGUACAUCUCUUUCUGUAGCAGCUAUAGACCAAACCUCAGCUCAAGCAUUGGUACGGACCCUGGCCAGGACAGAUGAGGCGAGGGGGCUUCUGUGGCUGAUGGAAGAGGAAGCUCUACAGCCCGGAGGCUCGGAGGACACUUUGCUAGAAAGACUCUUCAGUUAUUACAGCCCUGCAGAUGGAGAGAGCAAAGGCCCUGCUCUGCUGCUGAAAAGCGAGAAGCCGCAUCACUUCCUGUUAGGUCACAGUCACGGUACUGACUGGGUGGAGUACGAUGCUCGGGGCUGGUUGAGCCAUGCCAAACAAAAUCCCGCCUCUCAGAAUGCUGCUAUUCUCCUGCAAGACUCUCAGAAGAAGAAUAUCAGUGGUUUGUUUAUGGGACGUUCUGGAGGGGCCACCGUAUUAUCAGGAUCCAUCGCCGGGCUUGAGGGUGGCUCACAGUUGGCUUUGCGUAGGGCCACAAGCAUGAGAAAAACCUUUACCACUGGCAUGGCUGCUGUCAAAAAGAAGUCCCUCUGCAUCCAGAUUAAACUUCAAGUGGACGCACUGAUUGACACAGUAAGGAGGUCCAGGGUGCACUUUGUGCAUUGCCUGCUCCCCAAGGCAGAGGCUCUGACUGGAGAUUUAAAGGUGCUGGGAGGACCUUCACCUCGCUCUGGGGAAACAACAGAGUCUCAGGGAGAUAGCUGUGAAACAGGACUCAUGCAGCUGGAUAUCUGCUUGCUCCGUGCACAGUUACGAGGAUCCAAACUGCUCGAUGCUCUCCGAAUCUACCGCCAAGGUUAUCCCGAUCAUCUGGUGUUUUCUGAGUUUCGCCGUCGCUUUGACGUACUGACCCCCCACCUGACGAAGAAACAUGGGCGGAACUACAUAGUAACUGAUGAGAAAAGGGCUGUCGAAGAGCUUCUGGAGUCUCUCGAGCUGGAAAAAAGCAGCUAUCACAUGGGCUUAAGCAGGGUUUUCUUCAGGGCAGGUGUUCUGGCUAAACUGGAAGAGCAGAGAGACAUCCAGACCAGACGCAACAUCACCCUGUUUCAGGCUGCCUGCAGGGGCUUUCUGGCACGACAGGCCUUUAAGAAAAGAAAGAUCCAGAACCUGGCGAUACGCUGCAUCCAGAAGAACAUUAAGAAGAACCGGGGUGUGAAGGGAUGGCCGUGGUGGAAGGUCUUCACCACCGUUCGUCCUCUGAUUGAGGUCCAGCUCACGGAGGAACAGAUCCGUGGAAAGGACGAGGAGAUACAACAGCUCAAGUUGAGGCUGGAGAAAGUGGAGAAAGAGAGGAAUGAAUUGAGACUCAAUAGUGAUCGUUUGGAAAGCAAGAUCACAGAACUGUCCUCUGAGCUCACCGAUGAGAGAAACACGGGCGAGUCUGCAUCUCAGCUGCUGGAGACUGAGACCUCAGAGAGGCUGAGGCUAGAGAAAGACAUGAAAGAUCUGCAGGCUAAAUAUGAUGCUAUGAAGAAGCAGACGGAGUCUAUGGAAAUGGAAGUGAUGGAGGCACGACUCAUACGUGCAUCAGAGCUCAACGGGGAAAUGGAUGAUGAUGACACGGGAGGAGAAUGGAGAUUGAAGUAUGAGCGAGCCAUCCGAGAGAUUGAGUUCACCAAAAAGAGACUCCAGCAAGAGUUUGAUGAUAAACUAGAGGUGGAACAGCAAAACAAGAGGCAGUUGGAAAGAAAGCUGACAGACCUGCAGGCGGACAAUGAGGAAGUUCAGCGUGUGGUGCAGCAGCUGAAGAAGAAAUGUCAGAGACUGACAGCUGAGCUGCAGGACACCAAACUGCACCUGGAGGGUCAACAGAGCCGCAACCACGACCUGGAGAAGAAACAACGCAAGUUUGACUCCGAGCAAACCCAGGCUCAGGAGGAGGUGCAGAGAGAGAGGAGCCAGCGGGAGAAAUUGGGCAGAGAGAAGGACAUGCUGACCGGGGAGGUGUUCAGCCUCAGACAGCAACUGGAGGAUAAAGAUCUGGAGAUAUGUGCUGUCAAUCUGAAGCUGGAGCAGAUGGAGGCGGAGCUUCAAGAUCUGAACUCGCAGGAGUCGAAAGAUGAGGCAUCGUUGGCCAAGGUCAAAAAGCAGCUUCGCGACCUUGAGGCUAAGGUCAAAGAUCAGGAGGAGGAGCUCGACGAGCAGGCGGGCACCAUUCAGAUGCUGGAGCAGGCCAAGUUGCGUCUGGAGAUGGAGAUGGAGAGACUGAGACAGACACACUCAAAGGAGAUCGAGGGCAAAGAUGAUGAGGUGGAGGAGAUCAGACAGUCAUGCAGUAAGAAGCUCAAGCAGAUGGAGGUGCAGCUGGAGGAAGAGUAUGAAGACAAACAGAAGGUCUUGAGGGAGAGAAGAGACCUCGAAGCUAAGCUUAUGAGCGCUAAAGAGCAGGUGAGCCACAGAGAUGUGGAGACAGAGAAGCGUUUGAGGAAGGACCUAAAGCGCACAAAGGCCUUAUUGGCUGAUGCUCAGAUCAUGCUGGAUCAUCUGAAAAACAACGCUCCCAGCAAGAGAGAGAUCGCCCAACUCAAAAACCAGCUUGAGGAGUCUGAAUUCACAUGCGCUGCUGCAGUCAAAGCCCGAAAGUCUAUGGAAGUGGAGAUCGAAGACCUCCAUGUCCAAAUGGAUGACAUAUCUAAAUCCAAGCAGGCGCUUGAGGAGCAGCUAAGCCGUUUGCAAAGGGAGAAGAAUGACCUGCAGUCUCGCAUGGAGGAGGACCAAGAGGACAUGAACGAACUCAUGAAGAAACACAAAGCCGCCGUUGCCCAGUCCACACAGAACCUGGCCCAGAUCAGUGACCUGCAGGCCCAGCUGGAGGAGGCCAUGAAGGAGAAACAGGACGUGCAGGAGAAGCUUACGGCUUUGCAAAGUCAAUUGGAGUUCCAAGAGCAGUCCAUGGUGGAGAAGUCUCUGGUCAGUCGGCAAGAGGCCAAGAUUCGUGAGCUGGAGACCAAGUUGGAGUUUGAGAAGACUCAGGUCAAACGCUUGGAGGGUCUAGUGGCGAGGCUGAAGGAGAACCUUGAGAAGUUGACCGAGGAACGAGAUCAACGCAGCGCCAGCGAGAACCGGGAGAAGGAGCAGAACAAGCGUUUGUUAAGGCAGAUUCGAGACAUCAAGGAGGAGAUGGGUGAGCUGGCCAAGAAGGAAUCGGAGGCCAGCCGUAAGAAACAUGAGCUGGACAUGGAUAUUGAGAGUUUGGAAGCCGCAAACCAGAGUCUUCAGGCGGACCUCAAGCUGGCCUUCAAGAGGAUCGGAGACCUCCAGGCUGCUAUCGAGGAUGAGAUGGAAAGUGACGACAAUGAAGAUCUGAUCAACAGUUUACAAGACAUGGUGACUAAGUAUCAGAAACGAAAGAAUAAAAUCGAUGGCGCCUCCGAUACUGAUUCUGAGGUUGAAGAUCGUGUCGAUGGGGUGAAGUCAUGGCUGUCGAAAAACAAAGGCUCUGCCAAGAACCUGUCAGAUGAUGGAAGCUUAAAAAGCUCAAGAUAUGCUGUAAAUCUUGAUGGAAAAGAAGGAAAAGAGUGGGAAGAAGGUAAAGAGUGGAAAGACAAUGUCAAAGGUAAAGAGUUAGAACCCAGCAGGCCCGUGUCUGUCAUGAGUUCCCUUAGCUACAGGAAACGCUCCAACAUGAAGGACUCCAUUGGAGGCAAGGGAGAUGAACAUUCUCUCCUCAACACUCUGAAAGACCAAUCCGAUUCCCAGGAUCUUUCUUCGUUCCGCAAGAGCAAAUCCAAGCAGGAAAUCGAAGAUGACUCCUACUCUGUCACCUCCUGGAGGAAGGUUGCAGAUGAUCCCAACGAUAGGGGUUCUGUUAUUUCUCAAGCCUACUCGGAGGCUGCUAGUCGGGCCAGGAAGGGUAUGGACAGCCGCUGGUCGGAGUUCGAUAAAGAGUCGGUCGUUUCCUCCGUAGCCCCGAGCCGGGUUUCCACCCGCCGCUCUGCAAUGGAUAUGGAUGAUGAUGCGAUUUCAAGCGUGAGUCGUAUAAGUCCGUUGAGCCGCCGUAGAAGCAUGUCUCGUCUCGAUGACCGCCAGAGCGAAUACGGUUCAGCCGUAAGCCCCAGCCUGAGUCAUCGCAGCCCUGGCAGCGUGAGCCGUGCCGACUCCCGCAUGUCUCUGUCGCGCAGCUGCCGCCUCAGCGAAUUUGAUGUGGAUGAUGACGGUCGCAGCAUAGCUUUCAGCGAAGCUCGCUCAAGCGCUUACAGCCCUCACUCCACCUCCGGCCGCAGCUUUUCCAUGCCACCGCAAGCCAGAACUACCGACUCCAGUCCACCCGAUGUUUCUGACGUCAAGCCCGUAAGUCACCGCAACUACCUGGACCCCGACUUGGAGGCUGCCAUUAACGAAGUAUUGAGCUUCAAACCCAUCAAGUUCAAACGCUCCAGCUUGGAAGAUUCAGAAGUGGAGAAGGACAAGCAAGUAGAAGAAGAGGAUGAGAGGAAGAGCGUCAGUAGCUCCAGGACAGGCAGAGACAGCGGACGUUCCUCCAGCCUGAGGCGUUCAGCAUCGGCUGUGGACUUCAUGCGGUCCAGCAGCAGUCUCAGCACACGCAGCAGCCGAAGCAAGAAGGGUAAGGCCAAAAAGAAGAAGAAGAGGAGCCAAAGCUCUGAAUCCGACAGCUCGGAGAGCUCUGACGAUGGACGCAAGAAGAAGAGCUCCAAGAAAAAAGGCAAGAAGUCCAAGAGGAAAUCUAAGAAGGAAUCUUCGUCUUCAUCCUCAGAGUCCGAGUCUAGCACUGAGUCAGAUAGUUCGGGAGCGUCCACUAUUUCUUACAGAAGCUCUAGCAGUAUCAAGAAAGCCCCUGGCAAACAGGCCUCAGACUCUGAGGGGGAGCAAGAGCCCGAAGUCCCCUCGGAGGAAGCUCCAAAACUGUCUAAGAAAGAUCAGAAGAACAGGAAGAAGAAAGUAGACAAUCUUAUGAUGAAAUACCUGUACAGACCGGACAGUGAUUAAAGAUGCCAGUAGCCCACCCUCCAGCCGUAGACGCUUCUGCCUUGACAGAUCAGACGAAGAAGAGGAGGAAGAAAAAGAGGAAGGGGGCGCGGGCCGAAGCUCCUACCGCUCGCGCUACAAACGCAGCGCCUACCUGAACGACAGCGAUGGC
Molecule: messenger RNA, 8124 nt
Organism: Misgurnus anguillicaudatus (oriental weatherfish)
Lineage: Eukaryota; Metazoa; Chordata; Actinopteri; Cypriniformes; Cobitidae
Source: RefSeq, a predicted model, not a curated record